This is a messenger RNA of Prunus armeniaca (apricot), 639 nucleotides long. Lineage: Eukaryota; Viridiplantae; Streptophyta; Magnoliopsida; Rosales; Rosaceae. The record is from the annotation of a GenBank genome assembly.
AUGAACCUGAUUCAGGAAUCUGUGUUGCGACAAGAAGUCACAACACAAAGGAGCAAGGACACUCUUAAUAAUAUGACAGCCAUGAUGCAAUGGCAGGUCAACAGGCAGUUCAAGAAGGACCGUGAGGCUGCCAUAGCCAGAAUUCCAAAUCCGGAUGCUGUAGUCCAGCAGCUAGACCUUCCCUAUGGUCCCCCACCAGGAUUGGCAUGGCCAUAUCAAGAGAAUCCUCUUAUUGCACAGAUAGCUGGGAUGCCAGAACGUGGGGAAGUUCAGGCUGGACAAAGGGGAGAAGCCCUUCUUGUCCAAGAACGUGAGGCCCAAGCUCGACCAGAAGGCCCUACACUAGAUCAACCUUUGACACUUCUACCUGAGCCACCAGCAGUGUUGCCUUAUAGACCUAGAAGGAUGGAUCCCAAUCCAUUCCCUCCACCUGCAAGAGGCAGAAGAGGCGGAAGGGUAAUAACCUUUUUGCCAACAAUGACAGGAACAGGCUGGGGGCAAACUGGAGGAAUAAUCCAAAUCUGGAAGAACAGGAAGAACACAGGGAGGAAGUUCUGCCCAUGCCAUACAGAGCGGAGCCUAGGAUUGAUCAUGCCUAGCCAGAACAAGGGCGAAAUCACCACCAUGUCAAUGCUCUGA